Macadamia integrifolia is the source of this 1263-nucleotide messenger RNA. Its product is annotated as zinc finger BED domain-containing protein RICESLEEPER 3-like. Bases 1 to 1263 code for a protein of 420 amino acids. The record is from RefSeq and is a predicted model, not a curated record. The transcript has 2 exons. Lineage: Eukaryota; Viridiplantae; Streptophyta; Magnoliopsida; Proteales; Proteaceae. Gene Ontology annotation, molecular function: DNA binding.
AUGCUCUGCGAGUCUGGGCUGCCGCUGUGCUCUGCGUCGUCGUCUCGCUGUGCUCUGCGAGUCUGGGCUGUCGUCGUCGUCGUCUCGCUGUGCUCUGCGAGUCUGGGCCGCCGCUGUGCUCUGCGUCGUCGUCGUCGUCGUCUCGCUUUCUGGGGGUCAGUGCGAGGCUGCGAGCUGCUGUGCUGUGGGUCGAGCUGCUGUGUUGUGCUCUCCUUCAAAGAGGCUACUUCGUCCACGCCACUGCUCGAGAUCCAGUUGAAUUGCAUAAUGUCAAAUCAAAAAGAUCAAGAAGUUCAGAUGUCUGUUAAUGAAGUAAACAGAGGGAAUGGUUUUAGUCCGUCUAGUUCAAGAACUGCAUUUGAUCAUAAUACUGGGCCAGUUGUUUCAUCUGCUACAGUCAGUACUUUACCAAGAAAUAGGAAAAAAACUUCCAUAGUUUGGAAAGAGUUUAUUAAUAUCCCUAAAGACAAAAAUCCCGAUGGAAGACAGAGAGCAAAAUGCAAGGCUUGUGGGAAUAUAUAUCUGGCUGACUCAUCUAUCAAUGGCACUGGUAGUUUGAGGAGACAUCUUAAGUCUUGCCUCAAGCGUAAAAAUAAUGAUGUUGCUCAAAUGUUAGUGGGUGGAGGUGAUGGGAAUGUGGCACUGAAAACUAAGAGGAUUGAUGCAGAUGUAGUUCGAGAUAUGAUUACCACACUUAUUGUCAGACAUGAGUUGCCCUUGGUAUUCGUCGAGUAUGAAGAGUUUAGGGCUUUGAUUUCUUAUCUUUACCCACAAUUUAGUCCUAUUAGUAGGAAUACCCAAAUGGCUGAUAUUUUGAAGUUGCAUACUAGAGAAAGCAAGAGGAUAAAGGAUUUUUUGAGUUCCUUCAAUGGUAGAAUGUCAUUGACUACUGAUUUGUGGACUUCUGUAACCACUGACUCCUAUAUUUCUCUCACUUGUCAUUAUAUUGACACAGAAUGGGUACUACAUAAAAAAUUAUUGAAAUUUUGCAUCAUGCCACCCCCACACACAGGAGCUAAUAUAUGUGAAAUUGCUUCAAAUAUGUUGUUGGAUUGGGGCAUAGAGAAGAAAUUGUUCUCUAUUACAUUAGAUAAUGCCGGUGCUAACCUUUGUUUUAUUGAGCACUUGAAAAAAAGUUUGGUAUUAAAGAAGGCAUUGUUGUGUAGUGGUGAGUUUUUUCACAACAGAUGUUGUGCUCAUAUAUUGAACCUAAUUGUACAAGAUGGUUUGAAGUGCAUUGAUGAAUCUGUACAUUUUGUUUGA